AUGAUAAAGACAUUGUACAAAGAAGUGCCUGAGGCGUUUAGAGCCCAGCCUCCAGGGUACCAGGCAAGCCAGUUGAACGGAAAUAGCAGCUCAGACACGUUGGCGGCCGUGAAGGGCCCCUGCGAAGACUGCGUCGGGUUCAAGGAAGAUAUCCUGCAGAAGCGUUGGAAAGAUGCAUUUCUCGGCAGACGCAAAAAGCAACGGGAUGGAACGAUAACAAGGGUCUGGCAGAUGAGGCCCUGGCAUUUGAUCGACCGGCGGAUGAGAUCCAAGAUGAAUGAUACUGAGCUCGCAGGUAGCGAAAAUUCUCAGAGGGUUCUAGCCGAAGAGGCCGUUGUCUGA
Letharia columbiana is the source of this 342-nucleotide messenger RNA. RefSeq lists its product as uncharacterized. Bases 1 to 342 code for a protein of 113 amino acids. The record is from RefSeq and is a predicted model, not a curated record. The transcript has 2 exons. NCBI's taxonomy places the organism in Eukaryota, Fungi, Ascomycota, Lecanoromycetes, Lecanorales, Parmeliaceae.